This is a messenger RNA of Bursaphelenchus xylophilus (pine wood nematode), 899 nucleotides long. The record is from the annotation of a GenBank genome assembly. NCBI's taxonomy places the organism in Eukaryota, Metazoa, Nematoda, Chromadorea, Rhabditida, Aphelenchoididae.
AUGCUCAGGCUGUGGGCGCUUCUCGCCGUGAGUGUCGUGCUCCCGGGUCAAGCUGUAAGUGUUUGCUUUUACUGUAAUUAAAUAUUACUCAUGACUCUAGUGUGUAUCUUCGGGGGUCUGUGGAGGAAGUUCUUGUUACACUCCACCUCCAGUGCAAUGCAAUCCCAGCAGUUGUCAACCCGGAUACUCAUGCGGCCAUUACGGCUGUGCCAGAAAUAGAGCCCGUUCGUCGUUGACUCAAAAGGUAAACAACGAGUAAACUGGGUCAUCUAUUCGAGUUCAGAAUGGUAUCGUCGUUCCAGUCGAGGUAUUUGUCAAUCAAACCGUUCCCACUCGUAACAUCUUUGGAGUUGAAAGACACAAAUUUGUCACUCCAGAAAACAAAAUAGAUCAAAAGAAAUACGAUCAGCUUACGGUAAGAGUAAAAGUUUCGUAUCAUCAUAAUCCAUUUCAAUGCCGUUUAGAACCCUAACUACUUGUUCCGUCAAUGUUGUGAAGAUCGUCGACUUCCAGACGCCUGUCUUCAUAAAUGCCACUUUAAUGUAUUCAGUAAAAAUGUCGUAAGUAUUCCGUUCCAAUUUCUGCUAUAUGAAUAUUUGCAGUUACAAUCUAUGUUCUUUAAAAACGAUCCAUGUCCGAUUGAAGCAGCUGCUGAUAUUCAAUAUUGUGCAGCCCAAGGGAGAGAUCAUCGAGAAUGUUGUCAUGUAAAUGGAGUUCAGGGUACCUUGGCUGGGGAGAAAUGUUUGACUUUCUGUGAUCAGAGACCGGACAAAGUAGUACAGUUAGACUACUCGUUCCUCCCAUGUUACGACCGAUUUGAAACCAUUAAGAGAUGUUUCUAUGACGAAAUCAAGAACCGAAUGGAAGAAAAGCUGGCUCCACAUCUGGAAAAGAACUGA